GAGUCAUGUGGCACAAGUAACAUUACUGAGCACAAUUUAUAACACUAUCAUUUAAAGGAUAUUUAAAGGCUCUUGUUUAUUAUAUACAAGUGACGUAACAAACUCUGGUGCCAUUAUAACAUGGGAAGCAUCACAAACUCGCUGCUAGGAACAAGUCGUGUAGGACAGCCAAUCACACUCAGAAACCCCGCUCAGCUUACUUAUGAUUGGCUCCGCCAUUCCGACUGCCCCGCUAUUCUAGAAUCAUGCGCGAAAAUGAAUGACAAGUGGUUAAUAGGACUCCUCCCCAUGGGUACGUUUCCCUUACUGCGCAUGCCUCCGCACACUGUCGGAAGUCUGUGGGCCAAGGCGUUUGCCAUACAUAAUAUGGCUGCGCCCUUGAGGCUUCAGUUGGGUCGUGCAGUCACUUUUAAUGCUUUUAGACGCCGCAGUCUCUCCUAUUCCACCGCCCAGAGCGCAGCAGCGAUCCGUCGCGCUUUCCUUCGCUACUUCCAGGAGAAACAUGGGCACCGGCACGUCCCCUCCUCCUCAGUGCGACCCCGAGGGGAUACAAGUCUUCUAUUUGUCAAUGCCGGCAUGAACCAGUUCAAGCCAAUCUUCCUCGGAACAGCGGACCCCCGCAGCGACAUGGCACAGUACAGAAGGGUGGUCAACAGCCAAAAGUGUGUGCGUGCGGGGGGAAAGCACAACGAUCUGGAGGAUGUGGGCCGAGACGUGUAUCAUCACACCUUCUUUGAGAUGCUUGGGAACUGGUCCUUCGGGGAUUACUUUAAGGAAGAAGCUUGUUCUAUGGCCUGGCAGCUCCUAACCCAGGGUUAUGGAAUACCUGAAGAUCGGCUCUAUGUCACGUAUUUUGGGGGAGAACCAACACUGGGCCUGAGCGCAGACCAAGAGACCCAGGAGAUCUGGUUGAGUCUGGGCGUCCCCCCAGCUCGUUUACUGCCAUUUGGCCUGAAAGAGAACUUCUGGGAAAUGGGGGAGACUGGCCCCUGUGGACCCUGCACCGAGAUUCACUAUGACCACGUGGGAGGGCGGAAUGCAGCCUCAUUGGUCAACCAGGACAGCCCAGAUGUGGUAGAAAUUUGGAACUUGGUAUUCAUGCAGUAUAACCGGGAGUCUGACAGGAGUCUGAGGCUUCUUCCCCAGCAGCAUGUGGACACUGGCAUGGGACUGGAGCGACUGGUAACUGUCCUGCAGGGGAAACGCUCCAACUAUGAUACUGACCUGUUCUCUCCCAUCCUGGAGGCUAUUAUGAAGGGGUCUAGAGCCCCCCAAUAUCAGGGGCUGAUGGGAAAGGAAGACACAGAACAUACUGAUAUGGCGUAUCGGGUUGUAGCUGAUCACAUCAGGACCCUGUGCGUUUGUAUCGCUGAUGGCGUGUACCCCGGCAUGUCCGGUGCAGAACUCGUGUUACGUCGGAUCUUGCGCAGAGCAGUUCGAUUUUCCUCAGAGAUUCUCCGAGCCCCACCCCUCUUCCUGUCAUCGCUGGUGCCCUCGGUGGUCCAUGUUCUGGGGGAAGCAUUUCCAGAGCUGGAGAGAGAGAAAUCACAGAUAAUGAACAUCCUUAAUGAGAACGAAGAGGCAUUUCUGAUUUCCCUUCAGCAGGGGCGCCGCAUCAUAGACCGUACACUCCAGCAACAGGAGGAGCCUCAGACUUUCCCGGUGGGUGUGGCUUGGUCCCUGCACAGGAAUCUGGGCUUUCCUCUUGAUCUUAUUGGGUUGAUGCUGGAGGAGAGAGGGAUUUCCUUGGAUAAAGCAGCAAUGGACCAUUUGACAGUGGAAGAAGCAGAGAGGAAGAUGAGGAACCAGCAGGCAGAUGAAGCACAAACAGGGCUGGAGCUUGAUGUUCAUUCCAUGGCAGAGCUGCAGCGUAGAGGGGUACCCUGCACCAACGAUUCCCCAAAAUACAACUACACUCUGGCGGCAGAUGGCAAAUACGUGUUUGGGCCCUGCAGGGCCACAGUCCUCAUGUUGUACAAGGACCACUCUCUGCAUUCUGAGAUUGACAAAGGUCAGCGCUGUGGGGUCAUACUGGAUCAGACCUGUUUCUAUGCGGAGCAGGGGGGGCAGAGCUGUGAUCAGGGGUACUUUGUCCGUGAGGACCAGCAGGAGGCGCUGUUCCCAGUGGAGUCUGUACAGGUGGCAGGAGGGUACAUGUUACAUGAGGUAACAACUCCGGAGGUUCUGCGUGUAGGGGAUCAGUUAGUGCUGUACCUGGAUGAGGCCCAUCGCCUGGCAUGCAUGCAGAAACACACUGCCACGCACUUGCUAAACUAUACUCUGCACCAAGUCCUUGGGGAUAAAACCGUGCAGCGCGGCUCCCAUGUGACAGCAGAGCGACUGCGAUUUGAUGUCAGCGUCACGGCCCCGGUACAUGUGGAGCAGCUGCAGGAAGUGGAGCAAGUGCUGCAGGAUUUGAUUUCACAGGAUGAGGAAAUACACACGGCCCUUGUCCCUCUCACUGCUGCCAAAUGUGUCCGAGGGCUCAGAACGGUGGAUGAGGCAUACCCCAAUCCUGUGCGUGUGGUUUCGGUGGGCAUUCCUGUGGAUGUGGCAUUGAAGCCGGGCUCCCAGGCUGCGCUACAGACCUCGGUGGAGCUUUGCUGUGGAACGCACUUGCUGACAACUGGGGCCAUUCAAGAUGUGGUGAUUGUUAGUGAACGACCAUUGGCCAAAGGCAUCACUCGACUCAUUGCUAUUACUGGGGAGGAAGCCAAGCAGGCGCGGGAGACCGGACAGGAGUUGGUGAGGGCCGUAGAGUCCAUUACUGAGCGCAUGAAGACCAAACCACUGUCUCUUAAUGAAGGUUUCCAUCUCUCCAAGGAGGUGGGAAUCCUGACUGAUAGUGUGGACAGCGCCACCAUGCCCCAGUGGCAGAGGAAGGAACUGCAGGCCAAGUUGAAGGCGCUUCAGAGAAACGCUAACACAAACAUCCGCAAGCUGGAGGUCAAACAGGCUGCAGUGAUUGCCCAGGGGCUCCUGAAGAAGCACUCUCGCUGCUCUCUCAUUAUAGACAAGGUCUCGGUGGAGUCGCUAUCAAUGCUGGUAAAGGUGGUCAACCAGGUGUGCGAUGGGUCCCCGGGGGCCUCCGUCAUGCUCUUCAGUAAACAGGAUUCUGAAAAGGUUUUCUGCGCUUGCCAAGUACCAAAGGGAUCUGGGUCAGAACUCUCUGCAGCUGAAUGGGCCACAACUGUUUGCUCUGAAAUGGGAGGUAACGCAGGGGGCUCAGAUGUUGUAGCCAAGGGUACCGGGACCAUUGAUAGUCUGGACAGAGUGCUACAAACUGCCCAGAACUUUGCCCAGAAGCUGAACUGAAGUGGCAACUUGGAAAGUUGUGAGGUCAGAAGGCAGCUAACUGCUGCAGACUGCAAAGGUUCACCAAAGGAUCAGAAAGCUCUGCUGUGAGAAUACAGAACAGUAAUCCUUGUGGGAGGGCCUGGCCCGAGUGACACUGCUGACUGAGGUACUGAACUAUUCCUGACAGACUUCCUGGUCUCAUUAUCAUGGGAAACACUGGCACAUACCCCAAGAACUGACUUUUCAUUUACUGAGAAACUGGAGCAGGAAAGCUGUGCCUGGCAUUGUACCUGUGUGGAAUGGGAAGAAAAGGGGUACAGAAAGGCUGUGCCUGGGAUUGUACCCACUUGACAUGGUAAGGAAAGGGGCAGGGCCCAGUUGGAGAGUCUUCUAUGUUUAUGAGGGUUAUUCAGGCUCUGGGAGUACAGGAGUCACUGAUACAAAUAUAUUAAUGUAUUUUCCUUUAUCAAACUAAAUUCUGGUGUGGUUUCAUAACUGGGAAUUGCCCCUGGCUGUGGCAAUAAACAAUUUAUCUGACUGGAAUACAAAAGGUGUUGAAAGCCCCCCGUAUUUUUUUUGCAUAGAAUAGAGAUGCAUCUCACUGCAACCAGAGUGCUAAACAACAGAAGGGCACGUCAAUUAUCCCCUGGAAUAAUGCCCAGAUUGAUUCCGAAUGUGUGUAGCAUCCUUUGGGGCAGAAUUUUGCACCCCAUAAUUAGGGAUGCACCGAAUCCACUUUUUUGGAUUCGGCCGAACCCCCGAAUCCUUCGUGAAAGAUUCGGCCAAAUACCGAACCGAAUCCGAACCCUAAUUUGCAUAUGCAAAUUAGGGGUGGUAAGGGGAAAACAUUUUUUACUUCUUUGUUUUCUGACAAAAAGUCAUGCAAUUUCCCUCCCGUCCCUAAUUUGCAUAUGCAAAUUAGGAUUCGGUUUGGCUGGGCAGAAGGAUUCGGCCGAAUCCGAAUCCUGCUGAAAAAGGCCGAAUCCUGGCCGAAUCCCGAACCGAAUCCUGGAUUCAGUGCAUCCCUACCCAUAAUGCUCCCUUCUAUCAGUGUUCGAUGAACCCUGAGGACAGUUUCUGAAAAUAAAUAGCACAAGAUUUUUAAUAUUUUCCUCUCCUCCCAACAUGAAAAGUUCUGAUCCUCACCAGCUGAUUGUGUCUGCAUUUGUGCCGUUACCCUCUUUAUUGCCUUCUCCAGUGCCAUUAUUCUGAGACCCUGCAGGUUAGGUUCUUGGUGCAGGGUCUCCAGUCAGGAAAGCACUUGGAAAUAAUCAAUUUAGAGAUUGUGCGUAAAACUAGAAGCAAUAAGAGCCUAUUUCUUGGAAUUACAUGGAUGUAGAAUCCAGUAAAUAACCCCAGACCCUUAUAUGCCCUCCUGCAUCUGUUACCUUCACUUUCACUUUAUCACCUGUGGGUACAAAUGUGGUGCCCUCCCUUUCCCAGCGCUCUAACAUCCAAUCUCAUUAAGUAUUGAGCUUUGGUUUCAGUGCCGAUAGGAGAAAUCUAGUUACUGUCCAGACAAGCUCCUCUCCAAGCAAUAAAAACAAAUGUUUUGAUAUAUAUAUUUAUUUCUGGGUGCUAUUUAAGGAAUUAAAGGAAACAGUUGCAAAAA
Molecule: messenger RNA, 4909 nt
Organism: Xenopus laevis (African clawed frog)
Lineage: Eukaryota; Metazoa; Chordata; Amphibia; Anura; Pipidae
Gene: aars2.L
Product: alanyl-tRNA synthetase 2, mitochondrial L homeolog
Exons: 22
Coding region: 121-3315 (1064 amino acids)
Biological process (GO): aminoacyl-tRNA metabolism involved in translational fidelity; tRNA aminoacylation; alanyl-tRNA aminoacylation
Cellular component (GO): mitochondrion; cytoplasm
Molecular function (GO): aminoacyl-tRNA ligase activity; zinc ion binding; ATP binding
Source: RefSeq, a predicted model, not a curated record